Sorghum bicolor (sorghum) is the source of this 1146-nucleotide messenger RNA. Its product is annotated as zinc finger AN1 domain-containing stress-associated protein 17. Lineage: Eukaryota; Viridiplantae; Streptophyta; Magnoliopsida; Poales; Poaceae. Bases 316 to 873 code for a protein of 185 amino acids. Gene Ontology annotation, cellular component: cytoplasm. The transcript has a single exon. Gene Ontology annotation, molecular function: zinc ion binding. The record is from RefSeq and is a predicted model, not a curated record.
UCAGGUAGCACGGAAGGAUCAAAGACCUAUGGAGAGAGACCGGCUGCCCCCGAUUUUUUUUCCCGCGGAAACGGACACCGACUGACGAACGCGCGCGGUGCGCCCGGUGUCGGAUUCGGAACCCGGCCUUAAUUUGGGGCCUAUAUAUGAAUCCAUGCCAAACCAUAACCAUUACCCCGAUCGUCACCGAUCGCUCCCUCAUCAUCCAUCCAUCACAGAACCAACCGCCGAUCGACGCACGAAGAAACCAAGAACUCGCGGACGCCGGCAAGAGGGGAGAUAGCUAGGCGCCUGCAGGCGGAGGGACGACCGAUAAUGGCGCGUCGUGGCACGGAGGCGUUCCCCGACCUGGGCGCGCACUGCGACGAGCCCGACUGCAACCAGCUCGACUUCCUCCCCUUCGAGUGCGACGGCUGCGGCGGCUUCUUCUGCGCGGCGCACCGCGCGUACCGGGACCACGGCUGCGCCAAGGCCGCCGACCAGGGCCGCACCGUCGUGGUGUGCCCGGACUGCGGCGACGCCAUCGAGCGGGCGGCGGCGGUGCCGGGGCCGCAGGGCGACCGGGAGAUCCUGGACGCGCACGCGCGGUCGCGCCGCGGCUGCGACCCGGCGAGGAAGCGCAAGCCGCAGUGCCCCGUGCGGCGAUGCAAGGAGGCGCUCACGUUCAGCAACACCAGCCAGUGCAAGGGAUGCGGCGUCAAGGUGUGCCUCAAGCACCGGUUCCCCGCGGACCACAGCUGCGCGGCGGCGGCGGCCGCGGUAGCCAGAAGGGCUGCCGGUACUGCGAGGUGUGGCCGCGACGUGGUGCAGAAGAAGCAAGGUGGUUGCCGGCCGGCGCUCGCGGUGUCCGCCAGGAGCUUCAAGAUCUGUUGAGCCUUCGAGGGAGGUGACUGUGGCGUGUUGGCAGGCCACGGACCAACGGCAGCAAAGGAAGAAGUCGCUCGUUCCAGACGGGGGAAGCAUGGCAAUGGAAAGAAAGAGCCCGUCGUCAGAGAAGGAACACGUUGAUUCAAGCGGCGAUGUGAUUUCUUAUGUUGUUGUUCCAUGUAAUUAUUAAUUGCCUACCCCGAUUUGAUUGGGAGGACUAAAAGGCUCUGUAUAAUUGCUCCGUGGAUUGAAAUAUUUCAGAAAUAUUUACGUGCCGUA